GCAAAAGUCGCUGGCUGACUGACUGAAGCAGCGGCGGUUGCUUUACGGUAGCUGAGAGGUCGUGAGUGAACUGUGGGCCUGAAGAAGGUUAAAGUGACUCUGAUCCAAACGAACCAUGCCAUUUGUAGACCUCCAGUCAAAACUGGGCAUUAAUCUGGACCAGUGGCUGUUGGCUCAGAGCGGGGAGCAGCCACAGAAGCGGGUCGCUCGCUGUCAUGCCUUCGAGAAGGAGUGGAUCGAGUGUGGUCAUGGUAUCGGCCAGACGCGAGCCAAAAGAGAAUGCAAACUUGAGUUUGAAGACUUCUACGAGUGCAUGCAUCGCCAAAAGACACAAAAACGCUUGUAUGAGAUUCGUAAGCAGAGGGACAAGUUGAUAAAGGAGGGAUCCUACACGCCUCCUCCACAGCACACAGGCAACGAAGAGGCGCGGCCAUAAAACCAGCAACUCCAGACAGAACUCACUCUUAACCCAGUCAUCUGUUGUACAGUUGCUUCCUCACUUAUGUAUUAUAAAUAAUAUUGCUGUAUCAACAUUGUUUCAUGUUUGAGAAAUAAAUAUAUUGAUUCCAUGUGA
Triplophysa rosa is the source of this 574-nucleotide messenger RNA. RefSeq names its product NADH:ubiquinone oxidoreductase subunit S5 (gene ndufs5). Lineage: Eukaryota; Metazoa; Chordata; Actinopteri; Cypriniformes; Nemacheilidae. The record is from RefSeq and is a predicted model, not a curated record. The transcript has 3 exons. Gene Ontology annotation, biological process: mitochondrial respiratory chain complex I assembly. Bases 116 to 436 code for a protein of 106 amino acids.